AUAGCCCUUCCUCUCUGUGGCAGUUAGUACCUGAAUCGCGCAAAAGCGGCACCUACAGAGGACUGCUGUACCAAGCUUGUGUUGAAUGCUUUACCAGAUAGAGAAUAAGGUAUCCACAGCUCACAGUGGUGAACAAGCAAGCAAGAAAGAAAGAAAUGGCUACUAACCCGGGCAUUCUCACUGACUGGCCAUGGACACCCCUUGGAAGCUACAAGUAUGUGGUUUUGGCACCAUUUGUGGUUCAUAGCAUUCACUCGUACAUAACGAAGGAUGAGAACGAAAGAGACUUGUCCAACUUUCUGAUAUUCCCGUUUCUUCUGUGGAGGAUGCUUCAUAAUCAGAUUUGGAUUUCCCUUUCUCGCUACAGAACUGCCAAAGGCAACAACCGGAUUGUUGAUAGAACUAUUGAAUUUGAGCAGGUUGAUCGAGAGAGAAACUGGGAUGACCAAAUCUUGUUUAAUGGGAUACUGUAUUAUUUGGUUAACUUGACAAUGAAAGGAGGGUCUCAUCUGCCUUUUUGGAGGACUGAUGGUAUUCUUAUCACAAUUCUGAUUCAUGCUGGACCUGUUGAAUUCAUCUACUACUGGCUUCACAGAGCAUUACACCACCACUACCUCUAUUCUCGCUAUCAUUCUCAUCAUCAUUCCUCUAUUGUUACUGAGCCUAUUACAUCUGUUAUUCAUCCAUUUGCAGAACACAUAUCGUAUUUUUUGCUCUUUGCAAUACCACUGAUGACCGCUGCACUGACGGAGACGGGCUCUAUCGCUUUAUUCCUUUUUUACAUAACUUUUGUGGACUUCAUGAACAAUAUGGGACACUGCAACUUUGAGCUUAUCCCUAAGAAGCUGUUUUCCAUCUUUCCUCCUCUCAAGUACAUCAUGUAUACGCCCUCGUACCAUUCUCUGCAUCAUACACAAUUCCGAACCAACUACUCGCUUUUCAUGCCUUUCUAUGACUACAUGUAUGGCACCAUGGACAAGUCUACAGACACAUUAUAUGAAACUUCACUCAAAAGAGAGGAGGAGUCUGCUAAUGUGGUACAUCUGACACAUCUGACCACACCAGAAUCUAUUUAUCAUCUUCGUGUUGGAUUCGCCUCUUUAGCAUCAAAACCCCAGAGUACUUCACAGUGGUACAUGUGGUUAAUGUGGCCUGUGACAUUCUGGUCUAUGAUUGUUACAUGGUUUUACGGUCAAACAUUUGUUAUUGAGAGGAAUAUAUUCAAAAAUCUGAACUUGCAAACAUGGGCUAUUCCAAGAUACAGCAUACAAUACACUACAGUCAAGCAAAGAGAGAGUAUCAAUUGUUUGAUUGAAGAGGCGAUAGUUGAAGCUGAGAGAAAAGGAAUUAUGGUUUUAACUUUAGGCCUUCUUAAUCAGGGAGAGGAGAUGAACAGCAAUGGUGAGCUUUUUAUACGAAGGAAUCCUAAGCUAAAAGUGAAGUUAGUUGAUGGGAGUAGCCUAGCAGUUGCUGUUGUUCUGAAUAGCAUUCCAAAGGGAACGACUCAAGUCGCCAUUAAAGGCAACUUAUCCAAGGUCUCCAAUUCCAUUGCCAUUGCUUUGUGUCGCAGAGGUGUCCAGGUAUUUAUUUCCUGCGAAUAUGGUUAUAAAAGGCUCACGGAAACGUGUGAUUCUGAGACUCAAAAGAAUUUGGUCCUUUCAGAUAGUUCUUCUCAGCAGAUAUGGUUAGUGGGAGAUAAAUUGGGAAAGAAAGAACAGAUGAAGGCCUCAAAGGGAACAUUAUUCAUCCCUUUCUCUCAGUUUCCCCCAAAGAAAUUGCGCAAAGAUUGCUUCUACUGCAAUAUUCCAGCAAUGUCUGCUCCAGUGCAUCUCCAGAAUCUGGACUCUUGUGAGAAUUGGUUGCCAAGAAGGGUGAUGAGUGCAUGGCGUAUAGCUGGAAUAGUGCAUGCAUUAGAAGAAUGGAAUGUACAUGAAUGUGGCAAUAUGAUGUUCAGCAUCGAAAAGAUUUGGAAAGCUACUCUUGAGCAUGGGUUUCGUCCCCUCCCAGUGCCCACAUAAUUGAUCAACUGCAAGUAUGCAAGUGCUCGAGUAUGCGCUUAUGUUCUUAGAACAAAUUUCAUCUUUCAGAGCAAGUGAUGCAAUAUUCGACUGUACUAUAAAUAUUUUAGAUGUUGUAUAAUUAUGCUGAAUCGCUUCUAUAUCAGUCAAUCAUAUAUGUAACUUACUUGAAGUAGCUCUUCAAUAAACAUGUAAACUUGCAAUUAGUCUGAAUGUGUAUUUAUAUAUGAUUCUAAUACUUAUCAGCUUCA
This is a messenger RNA of Daucus carota subsp. sativus, 2269 nucleotides long. RefSeq names its product very-long-chain aldehyde decarbonylase CER1-like. Gene Ontology annotation, cellular component: endoplasmic reticulum membrane. The transcript has 11 exons. Gene Ontology annotation, molecular function: C-4 methylsterol oxidase activity; iron ion binding. The record is from RefSeq and is a predicted model, not a curated record. Lineage: Eukaryota; Viridiplantae; Streptophyta; Magnoliopsida; Apiales; Apiaceae. The coding region runs from base 156 to 2018 and encodes 620 amino acids. Gene Ontology annotation, biological process: sterol biosynthetic process.